Leopardus geoffroyi (Geoffroy's cat) is the source of this 3183-nucleotide messenger RNA. Its product is annotated as zinc finger protein OZF-like. The record is from RefSeq and is a predicted model, not a curated record. Gene Ontology annotation, biological process: regulation of transcription by RNA polymerase II. The coding region runs from base 923 to 2422 and encodes 499 amino acids. The transcript is spliced from 6 exons. Gene Ontology annotation, molecular function: RNA polymerase II transcription regulatory region sequence-specific DNA binding; DNA-binding transcription factor activity, RNA polymerase II-specific. Gene Ontology annotation, cellular component: nucleus. NCBI's taxonomy places the organism in Eukaryota, Metazoa, Chordata, Mammalia, Carnivora, Felidae.
AGUUCUAUUGGCACAGUGAUCUACGUCUUAUGUUUCUAUAAUUUUUCGUUGUAAAUACUUCCUCUUCUGCUUUUCUGAAUUAAUUUCUUUCUAUGGAUUUCAUCAAGUAAUAAAUAGACUUCAAUUAGCAUGGUUACUGUGGAGACUAAAUAGGCAAAUAUAUGUAAGUCUGAAAGGGCACAAUCACAUUUUAUACAAGUUUGACUUUCUUUUUUUUCCCCGAACCUCAGGUGCAAAUGGGUGAGUUAAUGAUCCCUUUGUUCAUGAUGCUUUUGCAUUAUUUCUCCACGAAAUACAUUCAGUUAUUCUUGAUGUCAGGGGGAAAUUGGUUUAUAAAAGUCCAUGAAUUGAUUAACACCCUUGUAAUCUUAGUUGCUUGAUAUCCAAGUCUAGGGGGGACCAGAGAGCAGGAGGGGACUGAGGCUUCAGAGAGCUGCCAUGGAUACUGGAGAACCAUUGCUAGGGCAUACAGCAAGAAAAACGAAAUCUGAGAAAUUCCGCAGUGUUCGUCUACAGGUGGAAAACAAACCCUAUGUGUGUCAUGAGUCCGGAAGCCCUCUGCUCUGGAAUCAGGGAGGGAACUGAAGAAUUCUGAAUGCCAUAGGCUACUGAAUGCACACAAUGCAAUGUUUAUCAUGUUCUGAUUUGUAAGAGAUCUGUAUUUUGACCUUUGUUUUCAGUCACAGCUAUAAUCUGACAUUUGACCCUGGGAUAGGAGUACCACUUACACCCUGUUCUUAGUGUGCACCACUUGUGGUUUGUUGGGCAAGGGGGUCACACCCAGGUGAAGGUCUGGGGGCAAAUUGUGCACAGUACUGGAUCUCAUGGCUUCUUUCUCCAUCCUCAGCUUUGCCUGCGUAGUGCUUGGACUGUCUGUGAGUGAGAACCCAGAGAAAGAUACCUGGCAACUGACUUGUCGACAAUGCAGGCACCGGAAUCAGUGACAUUUGAAGAUAUAGCUGUAGACUUCACCAAGGAAGAGUGGGCCCUGCUGGACGCAUCCCAGCGAAAGCUGUUCAGAGAUGUGAUGCUGGAAAGUAUCAAUCAUCUGAUCUUUCUGGAGAAUAAUAGCUGCAAAAGAUCCUUCCGGUUGGAGCAAGAAGGAGAGAUGCAGAGUGAAGGAACUGGGUUUCUCCAAGAGCACAGUCCAGCUGAGUGCCAAUUUCUGAAAGAUACUCACCUGGACUUUGGUGAUUUUCUACAUUUUUAUUCCACUAAUGCCAUUCUAACAAUUUAUAUUUUUUCAAUUAUUCUAGACAUGGGAAGUCUCCGCAAAAAACAAGAAAUGAUAUUAACACGACAUAUCCACAAGAAGGGCAUGGCCCUGACUGUGCCAAAGCGUAAAUCUCUUGCUCCAGAGAAUCCCGUUGAAUGCACUGAUUUGGGUGAUGCAUUUACUCAGAGAUCUGCAUUGACUCAACAUUUGUUAAUUCACCUCAGGAGGAAACGUUACGUCAGCAAACAGUGUCGAAAAUCACUUAGUGAACAAUCAUCCUUUACUCGACAUAACCAAAUUCACACACAAGGCAAAUUAUAUAAAUGUCAUGUGUGUGGGAAAGCCUUUAGUAAUUGCUUUUGCCUUAGGAGACAUGAGAUGAUUCACACUGGAGAGAAACCAUUUAAAUGCCAUCUUUGUGGGAAAGGCUUUGUGCAAAGCUCUGACCUUAGGAACCACAACCAAACACACACAGGGGAGAGGCCAUAUGAAUGCCACGUGUGUGGGAAAGCUUUUCGUCAGAAUUCGUACCUGAGACAGCAUGAGAAUAUUCACACAAGAAAGAAAUCAUACGAAUGCCAUCUGUGUAAGAAGGCUUUCAGUCACAGAUCCUACCUUAGAAAACACGAGAGAAUUCAUUCUGGAGAAAAAUGUUUCCAAUGUCAUGAAUGUAAGAAAACGUUUAGUCAGAGCUCUGGCCUUAGCCAGCACAAGAGAAUCCACACUGGAGAUAAACCACAUGUGUGUCUUCUGUGUGGGAAAGCCUUCAUUCAAGGUUCAGAACUCAGACGGCACGAGAGAACACACACAGGGGAGAAGCCAUAUGAAUGUCACCAGUGUGGGAAUGCCUUCAGUCAAUAUUCUAACCUUCGACGACACAAGAGAACGCACACUGGAGAGCAACCAUAUGCAUGUCAGCUAUGUGGGAAAGCCUUCAGACAUUAUUCUUCCCUUAGACGACAUGAGGGAACCCAUCCCCGUGGAGAAAAUCAUGAAUGCAAUGAAUGUGGAAGAAGUGUCAGUCACAGCUUUCACAGUGACACUCACCACAGGAUGCACAUAUGGAAGAAACGGCCUGCAGUCAAUAUGGGAGAUGCUUCGAUCCUCAUGCUCCUCCCUCAAGAAAUGUAUUUGCAUUUGGAAGUGAAUUCAUAUGUAUGCCGUCCACAUGGCAAAGCCUUUAGUCACUGGGCUGACCUCAGAUAACACAGCAGAACUUAUGCUGUAAGUAUAAUGACACAGAUGUUUCCAGCAAAGCGCUCAACUUGAAAGAUACUAGAGCACUUACCGGGAAUUCUUGUCAAGCAUGAGCAAACUCCACACGGGAGAACCCUUUGGUCUGUAAUCACUGCGAAAGAAUAUUUAGCUAAAUACCUGGUGUGGUGAGCGUAAGAAAAGUCCGUGAAGGAAUAAACACUAAGGAUGUAAGAGGAUGAAGCCUCUGAGGAAUACCAAACACUUCUUGCAGAUAAUUCAGGCCUGAGAAGUUAUUCAAUGUAAAAUCGUGGGAAAUCCUUUAUUCAAAGAACAACUCUUGCGGCACAUGUGAAGAUUCUGACUGUACGAAACACUCGCAGGGUCACGAGUGAAGAGGAGUCUUCAGUGUCCCUUAUUUCUUAGUCAACAGUAAGGUUCUCACACUGAGAAGAUAGCAGUCCUGAAAUCAGAGUAAACUUCAGCCAGAUUUUGUAUCAGAAAAAAGAGUGUGUGCAUGGGUGUGUGUGUGUGUGUGUGUGCGCGCGCACGCGUGAGUGGUGGUAUUGCUACAUAUGAAAGUGUCCUUUAGUACUUGGCAAGUCAUCGAGACUUUGAGAAAAUACCUGUUUGUGGAAAAUGUGGCAUGGACUAUAGGAGAGUGACAUGGUCUGGCAAGAUCGAAUGUAGGAUUUUGUAAGAAGUUAAACGUUUACUGUCGAUCAGCACUUGCAAAUCUUGAAACAAUAAAACCUGUUGCUAAAGAAGUGAAA